Ctenocephalides felis (cat flea) is the source of this 1769-nucleotide messenger RNA. RefSeq names its product trichohyalin-like. The record is from RefSeq and is a predicted model, not a curated record. Bases 1 to 1479 code for a protein of 492 amino acids. The transcript is spliced from 6 exons. NCBI's taxonomy places the organism in Eukaryota, Metazoa, Arthropoda, Insecta, Siphonaptera, Pulicidae.
AUGUGUUUUUUUAUUCCAUUCCAGUAUCGGAGAUCUCAAUCAGAAGGUGUUUCAUGUAUCAGUAGCUUAGGAGCUGAAUACGAGCAAAGGAAACGAGAACUCUUACUAGCACGCAACAGGGACUACAAGGAAUAUUUGGCGAAGCAAAAAUCUUUGGAGCAAAAAUCUAAAAUAAAACGGAAAUAUGACAGUGAUUACGCCGACUCUGAUGCAUAUAGUACAUCAGGCUUUACCAAUGCGACAGCUACUCAGACUCAGACCAGGAAUAGAUUUGAAACGCAGGAAACGAGUACCCGUCAGAAGAAAUGCACAAUCGCUGUACAAACAGAGCCAUUACGCUCGUUAACUUUCAACGAAAGAUCUCGCAACAGGCCAGCUUAUCGUAAUAGGAGCCUAGAUUUAAUAUCUUUUGGUGGAGGCGAUUCUCAUGAUAGGGAAAAUGAUGUAGAUGGUUCCGAGCAUGUGAUGUCAGUUUUGAGGCCAAUUCAUGAUGAACGAUCGUUGAUCCGGCAUCCAAAAGCUUUAUCCAAGAGAAAAAUGAUCGAACAACUACGUUCUUCUUACUAUCCUAGCUUUGGAGACUCUUUUGAAACGCCAGAAGAAAGAAAAAUUCGUUUAGCUAAGGAAGAAGCUAGAAAACGUGAAAUUUACCAGAUGGAAUUGAGUGAACAAAUAAGAGAAAAACGCCUGGAAAUGGAAGCCAAGCAGCGCAAAGAAAUGGAGGAAGAAGAAGCGUUGGCUAGAAGGCUUGAAGCACAAAUUCAGAACAUGCAGAUGGAGCGUGAUCUGGAACUUUUGUCACAAGAAAACAGAAAGGAAAAGAUGAGAAAGAAUUCUAUAAGGUUCAACGAAAGAAAGAAACAGCUCCAACUAGAAGUUGAACAAGAAAAAGAAAGAUUACGUCAAGCGCGAAAAUCAUGUCCCCAUAACACACAACAACCGACAACAUCUUUUGUUCCAACGAGGUCUAAAUCCCCUCCUAUACCGGCUUUGAAGAACAAACUCUUACCGUUUUCUACAAAUAUUGAUUCUGAUUCUGUCUUUGCAAAUUCACUAACGAAAGAUACAGAAUCUCUAGCAGAACAAAUUCAUAAACUCAGUAUCCCAAAGUCAAAAGAAAUUACAUAUAAACAUUUUGAAACUAACAGUACAAUUAGUGAAGAUUAUGCGAGCAAAGUUGCUUCAUGGGAUAUUUCAAAUGGUUAUCGAGAUGACAGGAAUGACAAUAAUAAGAGAUCAGUUUCUGAAGACAGUGGUAGCCGCAGUAAUUCAGACAGUGAAUUUACAGGAAACAAGAAGCAGAGCUAUUCUGAGAGUUCUGUUAAUGAAGACGAUACUCACGAUGAUGAAAAUUGUUUAACUAAAAUACUUUCUGAUGAAAAACUAGCUACAAAUAGUAUUUUAACACAGCUUGGCGCAAUUAGGCGCCAGUUGCAAAUGACUCAAAUAGAAUUGGAUGAACGGCAAUCGAAGUCAUAAGUAAAUUUGUCAUUUUGAACGCUUUUAUUACAUAUAUAUAAAUAUUUUCAGAUCUAUAUAAGAUUUUAAAAAUCUUCAAUUGACUAAAAAAUUUAGUAUCAAAAAUGUAUACGCAAAAUCAUGUUAAACAAAAUAUUAAAAUCGUAAGAACGCCUCUAAACGUGGACCAUGCCUUCCUAAAGGAUCCAUUGGAAACAUUAAAAAAUUUUGUACCCAUGUAAACAUCAACAGUCUGUGAAGAAAAUAGGUUUGCAUAAAAUGUGAAUAAACAGAAAACAAUAUUAUUUUUA